This is a messenger RNA of Microbotryum saponariae, 1986 nucleotides long. The record is from the annotation of a GenBank genome assembly. Lineage: Eukaryota; Fungi; Basidiomycota; Microbotryomycetes; Microbotryales; Microbotryaceae.
AUGCGAGAGUUGAUUACAGUCUCCGUCGGUAAGUCCACCCACUGCACGCGCGCUCGGGCUCUCCUUUCGACAAGCGCCUAGUACGUCACCCCACGUCACGCCGCUGACCACCUACCCGUGCACGCUCUACUCCAGGUCAAGCAGGCUGUCAGGUAUCCGAAGCGUUCUGGGACCGAAUACUCCGCGAGCAUGGGCUUGAUGAGAACGGGGUGAGCGCCUCGUGCUCGCAGUACUCGCAGUUUUGACGCUGCCCGCAGCCGGCGGUCACCGGUCAGGCCUGGACGCUGGGGAGCUGAUGCGCUGACGACCGAACACGGCGACCACUACGCUAUCACCAGAUGAUCGUUGCGGGCACAGAAGACAUGCAGCGUGGCAGAACAGAUGUCUUCUUCUCCGAGGCCAGUAAGACGUUCCCACCUCCGUUCCUGACUCUGCGUCUCCGAGAUUGAUGGCUUUCUUCGUCUGGCUGCUUCACAGCGGAUCGGAAAUACGUGCCGAGGUCGCUCAUCAUCGAUCUCGAGCCCGGAACGUCGGACGUGAUCAAGGGAGGACCAGUGAGUAGGAUCGUCGUCCGAUGUCCAAGCAGUACUUGCACUGAUCGGGGAUGGUGUCCAACUUUCACAGCUCGGGAAUCUGUUUGGCCCGUGAGUGCAUUUCGACGAGGCGAGGCGAGGUGAGGUAUGACGUCCGGGACUCUGAUCUUUCAAAUCGGAUACGUCCCGGAACAGGAAAUCCUACAUCAAUGGUUUGGCGGGUGCCGGUAACAACUUUGCCAAAGGCUUCUACACCGAAGGAGCCGAGUUGGUCGAUCAAAUCACCGACGAGCUGCGUCGACAAGCCGAGACCACCGAUCUGCUUCAAGGUUUCCAGUUGGUGCACUCGAUCGGGGGUGGUUCGGGUUCGGGCUUGGGCUGUCUGAUCGCCUCCAAGAUGAGGGAGGAAUACCCCGAUCGCAUCCUGGCGACCUACUCGGUCCUGCCCUCACCCAAGGUAUCUGAAACGGUCGUCGAGCCCUACAACGCCGUGCUCGCUUUCCACCAACUCGUCGAGCAUGCGGACCUUACCUUCGCGCUCGACAACGAAGCUUUGUACGAGAUCAUGCAAAAAGUUCUGCGCAAGACCGACCCGGGCUACGCGGAUCUGAACUCGUUGAUCGGCAAAGUCAUGAGUGGAUUGACGACCCCUUUCCGAUUCCCGGGUCAAUUGAACGCCGAUCUGCGCAAAUUGGCAACCAACAUGGUCCCCUUCCCUCGACUCCACUUCAUGUUGACCGGAUUCGCUCCCAUCACUUCUGUGGGCGCGCAGGCGUAUCGCAAGUGGAGCGUCGCCGAACUGACGCAGCAAUUGUUCGCGCCGACGAACAUGAUGGCCGCGACGGACCCGAGGGGUGGUAGGUACUUGACCGCGGCGUGCUACUUCCGUGGUCGUAGUGUCUCGUCUCGCGAUGUGGAUGAUGCGAUGCUCGCCGUCCAACAGCGCAACUCGGAUUUCUUCGUCGGUCAGUUCGAGACCACUAUCUUCGAACGAGUCCUCGCCUUGAUACAGCCACUCGCUUUCGCUCCGUCUAAUCCAACUGGCUCAUAUUCACCACAGAAUGGAUCCCCAACGCCGUCAUGACCGCCCUAUGCUCUGUACCUCCUCCCGAGCAGUACCCAAUGUCCGGUACCUUUAUCGGCAACUCGACGGCGAUCCAAGACCUGUUCCGCCGUACGCAUGACCUGUUCGCGUCCAUGUUCAAACGUCGCGCGUUCUUGCAUUGGUACACUGGCGAAGGGAUGGAAGAGUUGGAGUUUUCAGAGGCGGAAUCCAGUAAGUCUGUCCCCUGAGUAGUACGAGGGAUAGGGCCAGGCUCAGGGCGUUCGAUGCAAGAAGUUGAUUCGUCUGGGAGUCUUUGCAGAUAUGAUCGACCUCAUUGGCGAGUAUCAACAAUACCAAGAAGCCGAUGUUGAUGAGGAGGAAGGAGCCUACGAAGAGGAAGAGGAGUGA